Trachymyrmex cornetzi is the source of this 747-nucleotide messenger RNA. RefSeq names its product odorant receptor 49b. Gene Ontology annotation, cellular component: plasma membrane. NCBI's taxonomy places the organism in Eukaryota, Metazoa, Arthropoda, Insecta, Hymenoptera, Formicidae. Gene Ontology annotation, biological process: sensory perception of smell; detection of chemical stimulus involved in sensory perception of smell. The transcript is spliced from 6 exons. Bases 1 to 747 code for a protein of 248 amino acids. Gene Ontology annotation, molecular function: odorant binding; olfactory receptor activity. The record is from RefSeq and is a predicted model, not a curated record.
AUGUUUGAUGUUGGUCUAUCGACAAACAUAUCUCGAUCAAGUCGCCUGCACUUGGUAACAGAAUAUUUUACUGAUCAAGAAAAAUAUUACUUUUUAAUUCUAUUACAUAUGGACAUAGCACUAGUUAUAGGAGGGGCUGCAAUGGUAGCAACAGGAACCAUGCUUAUUGCGUAUUUUAAAUUUAUCUGUGGAAUGUUUAAAAUCUCUAGUUAUCGUAUUGAACGCGCAGUGAAUAUUAACGUUAAGCAAAAUAUUAACAUGAAAAACAAAAUUUUAAGAUUCGAGGAUUUAAUUUGCGCUAUAGAUAUCCAUCGGCAAGCCAUAAAAUUAUCCAAAGGUUUGCUAUCCUAUUUUGAGAUAAUGUUCUUCUGUUUAGCGCAGAUGUUUGUAGUUUCGUUGUGUUUCAACUUGGUUCGAAUUUUUCAGAUUAUAUUGACGGAGAAAGCUACCAAAGAAGCUUUAUUGCAUAUGAUAAUUGUAGCUAUUUUUAUACUAUAUUUGUUCAUAUCGAAUGCUCUUGGGCAAAAUAUGACGGAUCACAAUAAUUAUGUAUUCGCUACUGUAUACAGAGUUAAAUGGUAUAUAACUCCUUUAUACAUCCAGAAAAUUAUACUCUUCCUGUUGAUAAAAGGCGCCAAAAAUUUUCAUCUGAAUGUCGGUGGAUUAUUUAUCCCAUCAUUAGAAUGCUUUACCACGUUGAUAAAAGCUUCAGUAUCUUAUUUUACUGUCAUAUUAUCUACACAGUGA